AAGCUCGCGAGGAAGAGUCACUUGGACGUAGUGUCUGUUUCGGGAGCGGGAAGGCAGCAGCUCAAAAUGGCCUCGAAGACGAUCGUUCAUCUGGCGAUUGCUUGCGGCGUGCUCGCGGCCGCAACCCCGGUGUCUCACUAUCAGCGCUUCACAAGUACAAACAACCAACUGGACCAUAACAUCGCCGGGAGACAAUCUUCAGGUUCCUGUCCGGAGAGAAAUGGCCGAUUUCCUGUCCCUAACCAGUGCGACGCCUACAUAGAAUGCAUCGACGGUGAACCUGAACAGAAGCUUUGCCCCGAGGGUCUCCUUUUCAACCCUGAAGCCAGAUUCAAUUAUCCCUGCGGUUAUCCUAUUGACAUAGACUGUGGCAGCAGGUCUAGCCGCCAACCACCACAACCAACGGACGACUGUCCCCACCAAUAUGGCUACUUUAAAGUGGGGGAUCAUCAGAACUGCGGCCAAUUCGUGAAUUGUGCCGAGGGUAGGGGCUACGUCUUCGACUGUCCUGAGGGGUUGGCCUUCAACCCUGAAUCCUACCGCUGUGAUUGGCCAGACCAGGUACCUGACUGUGAUGCCGAGGCGUUCCUUGGCUUCCGAUGCCCGGAAGUGAGAGAUCAAGGAUUCUUCGGGGGUCCCCAGUUCCAUCGCAGCGUGCACGAUUGUCAGCAUUAUUAUGUUUGCGUGAACGGUCGUCCGAGAUUACACAAUUGUGGAGAAGGCAACGCGUUUAACGAGUUGAACAGCACUUGUGACGCUGCGGAGAAUGUUACUGGAUGUGAGCCACCAGAAUCGUCUCUUCUGAGCCAGCAAUUGCGCAGGCCUCUAUUUUAAAAGAUACAACAAAAUUCCUGACGUUCACUAAAAAAAAAACUACAAGUUAAAUAGUGUCUCAAAAUUAUCACUAUCUGAAUAUUUUAUUUGAAUACAAUAUAGUAAACGAUAUCUAUAGAUAACGAUGAAAUAAAAACGAUAUAAGACAGUGAGCGCGCGAAACGCCAUAAAUAAUUGUGUAAAUAUUUAUGUGUAAGUAUAGACACACUAUAAAAAGCGUGUACUAGUUGUUAGCAUAAACUUUUAUUAGUUUCAUAAAGAAAUUGUUCAAAAAUCUA
This is a messenger RNA of Megalopta genalis, 1112 nucleotides long. RefSeq names its product protein obstructor-E. Gene Ontology annotation, molecular function: chitin binding. The record is from RefSeq and is a predicted model, not a curated record. Lineage: Eukaryota; Metazoa; Arthropoda; Insecta; Hymenoptera; Halictidae. Gene Ontology annotation, cellular component: extracellular region.